AUGCCAGAUCCUAUAGUAACGUCUUCUAAAAUGGAAAAAACUGCCGAGUUCGAAGUAACAGACUCGGCUUUAUAUAAUAACUUCAAUACAUCAACCACAGCUUCAUUAACCCCGGAAGUUAAGGAGCAUUCUGAGGAAUCUCGCGAUGGGUUGGUUCACAGAUUUGUCAAUUCAUUCAGAAGAGCCGAAAGCCAACGUUUAGAAGAAGACAAUGACUUAGAGGAUGGUACCAGGUCGAUGAAAUCCAACAACCAUCUGAAAAAGUCAAUGAAAUCUAGACAUGUCGUGAUGAUGUCUCUAGGUACAGGGAUAGGAACAGGUCUUCUGGUUGCCAACGCCAAGGGUUUGAGUCUUGCUGGCCCAGGUUCUUUGGUCAUCGGCUACGUUAUGGUCUCGUUCGUCACGUAUUUUAUGGUCCAAGCGGCUGGUGAAAUGGGCGUCACUUAUCCAACGCUUCCAGGUAACUUUAACGCAUACAAUUCCAUUUUUAUUUCAAAGUCAUUUGGGUUUGCCACUACUUGGUUAUUUUGCAUUCAGUGGUUAACUGUGCUACCGUUAGAAUUGAUUACUUCUUCCAUGACCGUCAAGUACUGGAACGACACAAUCAAUGCCGAUGUAUUCAUUGUCAUCUUUUAUGUUUUUUUAUUGUUUAUCCACUUUUUUGGCGUCAAGGCAUAUGGUGAAACGGAAUUCAUCUUUAAUUCUUGUAAGAUUCUGAUGGUUGCAGGCUUUAUCAUUUUAUCAGUCGUUAUCAAUUGUGGGGGGGCUGGUGUGGACGGCUAUAUUGGCGGUAAAUAUUGGCGCGACCCUGGUUCAUUUGCAGACGGUAACGGUGCUACUCGUUUCAAAGGUAUAUGUUUCAUUCUUGUGACUGCAUAUUUCUCCUUCGGUGGUAUUGAAUUAUUUGUUCUUUCCAUCAACGAGCAGUCCAACCCUAGAAAAUCCACUCCUGUGGCUGCCAAAAGAAGUGUGUAUCGUAUCCUAAUCAUUUAUUUGUUGACAAUGAUACUAAUCGGCUUCAACGUUCCUCACAAUAACGACCAGUUGAUGGGCUCUGGAGGGUCAGCGACGCAUGCUUCACCAUAUGUCUUGGCAGCCUCUAUUCACAAAGUUAGGGUCGUGCCCCAUAUCAUUAAUGCAGUUAUUUUGAUAUCGGUCAUUUCUGUUGCAAAUUCUGCUCUCUAUGCUGCACCAAGAUUAAUGUGUUCCUUGGCUCAACAGGGCUAUGCUCCAAAAUUUUUGAACUAUAUUGACAGAGAGGGAAGACCUUUACGAGCCUUAGUGGUGUGCUCUCUUGUUGGUGUCAUUGGCUUCGUCGCCUGCUCUCCACAAGAAGAGCAAGCGUUCACAUGGUUGGCAGCUAUUGCAGGGUUGAGUGAACUUUUCACAUGGUCCGGUAUUAUGCUUUCACACAUUCGUUUCAGGAGAGCCAUGAAAGUUCAAGGAAGGUCACUUGAUGAAGUUGGCUAUAAGGCCAAUACCGGUAUAUGGGGUUCAUACUAUGGAGUUUUUUUCAAUAUUCUUGUCUUUAUGGCCCAGUUUUGGGUAGCACUGUCUCCACUAGGCAAUGGCGGCAAGUGUGAUGCUCAAGCAUUCUUCGAAAGUUAUUUGGCUGCCCCGCUAUGGAUAUUCAUGUAUGUUGGGUAUAUGGUUUACAAGAGAGAUUUCACCUUUUUAAACCCACUGGAUAAAAUUGACUUGGAUUUCCAUAGAAGAGUUUACGAUCCUGAAAUAAUGAGGCAAGAGGACGAAGAAAACAAAGAAAGACUAAAAAACUCUUCAAUAUUCUUCAGAAUCUACAAGUUUUGGUGUUAG
Messenger RNA from Saccharomyces paradoxus, 1815 nucleotides. RefSeq names its product amino acid transporter BAP3 (gene BAP3). Lineage: Eukaryota; Fungi; Ascomycota; Saccharomycetes; Saccharomycetales; Saccharomycetaceae. Gene Ontology annotation, biological process: amino acid transmembrane transport. Gene Ontology annotation, cellular component: membrane. The coding region runs from base 1 to 1815 and encodes 604 amino acids. The transcript has a single exon. The record is from RefSeq and is a predicted model, not a curated record. Gene Ontology annotation, molecular function: amino acid transmembrane transporter activity.